ACAACUGAACCUUGUAAGACAGGAAGCCCAGUUUAAGUACUGUGGAUCUCACUCCACUUUUCCAGCCUUGCCAGCAGAGCAAGAAGAUGCUGGUAAUGUUGCUGGGUUGGGUGAUUCAGUGUACCCUCUAGAGAGAGGCUUUGGCCUGGGUCAGAGGGAGCACCAUGAGUCUCUCAGGCUGGUCCAUUGACUUCAAGGAUUGCCAAGACCAUUGCUUAGAGUCAGGAAAAACACUUCCUGGUCCUGGUAGACUCAUACCUUCUCCCACCCAUAGACCCCAGACUAAGCCAGGAGCCAAUUCCUGCUACAGAGAGAAGUGAACAGGAAAUGUCUUCAUCACGGCUAGGCAGAAUUGCAGCUCUGGAGGGCCAACUACACCAGACUGAGCAGUGUGAGCCUCAACAUCAGAUAACAACAGACAGAAUCCACAAGGAUUCCCAGAAAGAGUGACUUUGAGCAAAGACCACACAUACCGCCCUUGGCUGUAUAGCACUCCUUCCAGAGAGCAUUCCCAGCAGGGCCACGGCACUGGAUGAAGUGGAGCAGUGCGGACCACACCUACAGUAGCUUGUCACCAGGACCUUGCAUACCUCCCUCCCACACAUCAUCCAGACCUGAUCUUCAUAAACAUUGGUUGACCGUACUCUCUCCAUUGAAACCUUUCAAGGCCCCUUCAUUCUUCUUAAGAGGGAUAACCAAUUGGCUGAUAAAGUAACAAAUGAAAAGUAACCCGACUCCAUUGGCCUGCGCAACCCGGCGGCAAGGAUGGAAAGGAGUGGGUCUUAGCUCUGCCACAGCGGGACGGCUAUGGAGUAGAGCUCCUUUCCUGCUGCUGCUGCUGCUGCUGCUGCUGCUGCCGGCUCUCUGCACACCUGUUUCCAGACCCGGCGAAAACAGCACGUUCUUCCUGUCGGAGGACAGAAUUGGAGUCAUAGGAACAGCUUGAGAAAUGGAGUGUAACAUACCCAACCAGAGACAGCGGACGAUGUCAACAACAGGAGUAACUCUCUACGAAAUUCUUGGCCUGCAUAAGGGAGCAUCGUGUGAAGAAAUUAAGAAAACCUACAGAAAAUUAGCCCUGAAAUACCAUCCAGACAAGAAUCCAGAUGACCCAUCUGCUGCUGAGAAGUUUAAAGAAAUCAACAAUGCCCACACAAUCCUCACCGACGUGUCAAAGAGAAACAUCUAUGACAAGUAUGGAUCGCUGGGACUCUAUGUGGCUGAGCAAUUUGGAGAUGAAAACGUUAACACAUACUUCAUGCUGUCAAGCUGGUGGGCAAAGACCCUGUUCAUCAUCAUCGGCCUCUUAACAGGCUGCUACUUCUGCUGCUGCCUUUGCUGCUGCUGCAACUGCUGCUGUGGACGAUGUCGGCCCAAGUCAUCGGCAGCAGAAGAGGACUUCUACGUGUCACCAGAGGACCUUGAGGAACAAAUCAAGACUGACAUGGAAAAAGAUACGGACUUUCCAGUUGUUCUCCAGCCUACAAAUGCAAAUGAGAAAACACAGCUAAUCAGAGAAGGAGCUCGAAGUUAUUGUACAGACUCUUGAUGUUGGGCCCAUGGAGGGUUCACAGCUCCUCUUCUCAGUUCAGCCAUGUCUCUGGGUGGUCACAGGGGAGGUGGGAACAUGAAAUGCUGUGAACAUAUUCACAUUUGUAUUUUAUUUUUAGGUUAAGGGGAAGAUGAUUGCUACAUAAUUUUCUCAGACUUUCUCUUUGAGUAGAAUUCCUAAUGAAAAGCAUUCAGUUUGAUGAAUAAAGGCCUGAAGAGUUCUUUUA
Molecule: messenger RNA, 1778 nt
Organism: Peromyscus leucopus (white-footed mouse)
Lineage: Eukaryota; Metazoa; Chordata; Mammalia; Rodentia; Cricetidae
Gene: Dnajc5b
Product: DnaJ heat shock protein family (Hsp40) member C5 beta
Exons: 9
Coding region: 950-1549 (199 amino acids)
Source: RefSeq, a predicted model, not a curated record